GGGCAGCCUGCCAGAGUCUCCUGCCAGUCCACGCCGCACGGCACUGUGGCGACGCGGGCGAACUCAACUCGCAGUCUCGCGUCUAUCCAGCCGCACACGCGCACACACACGCUGCUGAAUGCUGAUGCCGCUUCGCCCCUCCGCCGUCUCGCUUAAAUGCCCAGGCCUAAUCAUUCCCACCCCCAGUCCCUCUGCCCUCUCUCUCUCUCUCUCUCUCUCUCCGUGCCCCCCAGGCCCUCCUCCCAGGCUCCCAGCCCCCCUCCCGUCCCUCUCUCUGUCUCUCUCCACGCACCAUGGCGAUCUCCGAGCUCGGGUGAGCUGACAAGGUGGGCGUCCCGUACCUAGUACCGCUGCCUGCCUCGGGUGAACGAGCGUCGGUUCGGCUCGGUGCAGAAUGCGGCCGAUUUGAGCGAGGACGGGAGGGGCGCGAUGGAUGCGGGUUCGGGCGGAUUCGCGAGGAGGCUCUAGAGGAGGUUAGGUUUCGGCCCCGGCCCCGGCCCGGCUGUGGGAGAUGAGCUCCUCGUCCGCGGCCAGCAUCGGGCAGCAGCCGCCGGAGGAAGAGAAGAAGUGCCUCAACUCGGAGCUGUGGCACGCGUGCGCCGGCCCGCUCGUCUGCCUCCCCACCGUCGCCACGCGCGUCGUCUACUUCCCGCAGGGCCACAGCGAGCAGGUGGCGGCGUCGACGAACAAGGAGGUGGACGGGCACAUCCCCAACUACCCCAACCUGCCGCCGCAGCUGAUCUGCCAGCUGCACGAUGUCACAAUGCAUGCGGAUGUGGAGACGGAUGAAGUGUACGCGCAGAUGACGCUGCAGCCGCUCAACCCACAAGAGCAGAACGACCCGUACCUGCCUGCGGAGAUGGGAAUCAUGAGCAAGCAGCCGACGAACUACUUCUGCAAGACGCUGACUGCGAGCGACACCAGCACGCACGGCGGGUUCUCUGUGCCCCGUCGCGCGGCCGAGCGUGUCUUCCCCCCACUGGAUUUCACACAGCAGCCUCCAGCACAGGAGCUUAUUGCACGGGAUAUUCAUGAUGUCGAGUGGAAGUUCAGGCAUAUCUUCCGAGGCCAGCCCAAAAGACACCUGCUGACUACUGGCUGGAGUGUGUUUGUCAGUGCUAAGAGACUUGUUGCUGGAGAUUCUGUGCUAUUCAUAUGGAAUGAGAAAAACCAGCUUCUGCUUGGAAUCAGACGCGCCAGCCGUCCACAGACUGUGAUGCCCUCUUCUGUUCUUUCGAGUGACAGCAUGCACAUUGGGCUCCUUGCAGCAGCAGCUCAUGCUGCUGCAACAAACAGCCGUUUCACAAUUUUCUUUAAUCCUAGGGCAAGUCCAUCAGAAUUUGUUAUACCCCUUUCGAAAUACAUCAAGGCAGUUUUUCACACGCGGAUAUCAGUUGGGAUGCGAUUCAGGAUGUUGUUUGAGACAGAGGAAUCUAGUGUCCGCAGGUACAUGGGGACAAUAACUGAAGUGAGUGAUGCUGACCCAGUGCGUUGGCCUAGUUCCUAUUGGAGAUCAGUGAAGGUUGGCUGGGAUGAAUCAACAGCAGGAGAAAGGCCACCUAGAGUUUCUCUGUGGGAAAUUGAGCCACUGACAACCUUUCCUAUGUAUCCAUCCCUCUUCCCACUGCGAGUUAAGCAUCCAUGGUAUUCAGGAGUUGCUGCUCUUCAUGGUUCCUGGGGACAACAGAGACUCCAUCCAUCCUUACUUAGCAAUGACCAUGAUCAGUAUCAAGCAGUGGUUGCUGCCGCAGCUGCUUCCCAGUCGGAUGGUUAUCUGAAGCAGCAAUUCCUACACCUUCAACAACCUAUGCAGUCCCCACAGGAACAGUGCAAUCUCAAUCCGCUGUUGCAGCAGCAAAUACUACAGCAAGGGAGCCAACAGCAGAUGGUUAGUCCUGAUGCUCAAAAUAUCCAGUCCGUGCUCAACCCAAAUGCUAUUCAGCAGCAGCUCCAACAAUUCCAGCAGAUGCAGCAUGCUCAUAAUGACCAGAAGCAGAAGAUUCAACCAGAUCAGCCGUACCAAGUUCCUAGCAGUGCGGUUCUCUCGAGUCCAACAUCAUUACCAAGCCAUUUGCGGGAAAAAUUUGGCUUUUCUGAUCCUAAUGUCAACUCUUCCAGCUUCAUCAGCUCUAGCAGCAACGAGAAUAUGCUGGAAUCAAACUUCCUUCAGGGAAGCUCAAAAUCUGUGGAUUUGUCUAGAUUCAACCAACCUGUAGUUAGCGAGCAGCAGCAGCAACAGGCAUGGAAGCAAAAGUUUAUUUGCUCACAAUCGAUGUCUUUUGGGGGCUCGGUUUCACUUAACUCACCCACUACCAAAGAUGGUCCUGUUGACAACAAAAUUGGUCGUGAUGUGCAGAACCAGACCCUUUUUAGCCCUCAAGUUGACUCUUCCUCCCUACUGUACAAUAUGGUACCUAAUUUGACCUCAAAUGUUGCGGAUAAUAAUAUAUCAACGAUUCCCUCUGGAUCAACAUAUCUGCAAAGUCCAAUGUAUGGUUGUCUGGAUGACUCUUCUGGUUUAUUGCAAAAUACAGGAGAGAAUGAUCCGACAACUAGAACAUUCGUUAAGGUUUACAAGUCAGGAUCGGUGGGGAGAUCCUUGGACAUCACCCGGUUCUCUAAUUAUGCUGAACUUCGAGAGGAACUGGGUCAGAUGUUCGGCAUUAAGGGUCAGUUGGAUGACCCUGAUAGAUCAGGCUGGCAGCUUGUAUUUGUCGACAGGGAGAACGAUGUGCUUCUCCUUGGAGACGACCCGUGGGAGUCAUUUGUGAAUAGUGUAUGGUACAUCAAAAUACUUUCACCUGAGGAUGUGCAUAAGAUGGGAAAGCCAGGAAACGAUCCACGCUACCUAUCUUAAAUUGAUACCCAGAGCUCUUUCGGGCUCCCGUGACGAUUCUGUGGCACACUGUAGCACUGUCCAUGGCGGUCCGGUGUGCUGUGCUCCCAUGUUCGCUGGUGUCACCUCUAGCAUGUACACCGUGCGCGUCUUCAGAACUCCCCCGUUACUUGUAUCCGGUGCAGGCCACCGCUCUGGACUGAUAUCUUGUAGGUUCCACUUAGGAAUCAGUAUCAGCGACUCUAUCCUAGUUGGUUUGUAGCUCGCACGGCACUCGUUCUUGUGUCGCAUCGAAAUCUUCAGGCUAAAUGCUUAGUUGAAACUGUUCCCGUGAUUCUUAAGCUAUCUAUGUAUUUGAGGAUUCCCCGGCAUGCUUUCGACGAUGAACUGCAAUAAUCUGAAUGCAGGAGGAUUGUUUGAAUGCUA
Zea mays is the source of this 3262-nucleotide messenger RNA. RefSeq lists its product as uncharacterized. The coding region runs from base 512 to 2857 and encodes 781 amino acids. Gene Ontology annotation, biological process: regulation of DNA-templated transcription; response to hormone. The transcript has 15 exons. Gene Ontology annotation, molecular function: DNA binding. Gene Ontology annotation, cellular component: nucleus. NCBI's taxonomy places the organism in Eukaryota, Viridiplantae, Streptophyta, Magnoliopsida, Poales, Poaceae. The record is from RefSeq and is a predicted model, not a curated record.